AUCAGUCGGAUCGGAUGGGAUCGGGUCGGAUUAGAGACCCAAUGCUUUGACUCACCAGUCACCAAUCACCAAUUGCCAAACACCCGAAAGAAACCGUAAGUUUUAACAGGAAGUAUCUUUAUCAUGCUUUGAUCCUUUCCUCUGCAAAUCCCGCCCAUUCUUUCCUUCAAUACAGUUGUCUCAGCUUUCCGAUCCUUGAUUCAAACACAAGUCUUCAACUCUGUAUCAGCAUCGUCAUGCUGCUGCAAAUAGACAGUCACAUCCUUUCACCUCUUCUUCUCUCAUCCUCAACGUCUCAAUCAAUACAUUCUGUAUAGGUUGGACUUCAAGCUAGAGGAAAAGAGCGGAUCAAUGUCAAGAUGCACCACCACUAUCAAAGAACUCAGGCAUUCGUGUCUUCCUUUCUUAGUAAAAACCACAAAAUUGAGCCCUAUAAUAUACCGCGUAAGAUGCGGUCAGUUUUCUUCAUCUUCAGCAUGCCACCUAGACAAUAUCCUCCUGGUGGCAUUUCUGACCAAGACCCUCAAUGAGUCCGGCACUCGCAAUCUCGACCCAGAUUCGAUUCCUCUAUCUGAGCCUCUAGUGCUCCAAAUUAUAUGCCGAAGCUCGCUUCACGUCUCCAAGAAAAAUGCUUUCUUUAAAUGGUGUUCUCUCAGACAUAAAUACAAACACUCGGCGUGCACUUACUCCCAUAUGUUUCGCACGUUGUGUCGAGCAGGGUACCUCGAGGAAAUUCCUAUUUUGCUAAAUUCCAUGAAAGACGAUGGUGUAGUUGUUGGUGCUGACACUUUUAAGUUUAUUCUUGAUGCAUUUGUUCGAUCCGGUAAGUUUGACUCUGCACUUGAGGUUCUUGAUGACAUGGAGGUAUUAGGAAUUAAUUUUAGCCCUCACAUGUAUGACUCUGUUCUUGUGGCAUUAACUAGGCAAAAUAAGAUAAGUUUGGCCUUAGCCAUUUUCUUUAAACUCCUAGAAGCUUCUAAUGAGAAAGAAGUUUGUGCUGGAAAUGUUGUUAGUCUUUCACUUCCUGGUUCUAAUGCGUGUAAUGCAUUGUUUGUUGCACUCAGAAAGGCUCAAAUGAGGGUUGAAUUCAAAAAGGUCUUUGACAAGCUGAGGGAAAGAAAGGGGUUUGAGUUGGACACAUGGGGUUUCAAUAUUUGCAUUCAUGCCUUUGGUUGUUGGGGUGAUCUAGGUACUGCAUUAAGUCUCUUCAAAGAAAUGAAGCAUAAGAGUACGGACUCUGGAUCAUUUGGUCCUGAUUUGUGCACCUAUAACAGCCUGAUUCAUGUGCUAUGCUUGUCCGGAAAGGUUAAGGAUGCAUUGGUUGUAUAUGAGGAAUUAAAAGUGUCUGGUCAUGAGCCUGAUGCCUUUACAUAUGGAAUACUUAUUCAGGGGUGCUGUAAAUCAUAUCGAAUGACUGAUGCAACAAAAAUAUUUGGUGAGAUGCAGUACAGUGGAUUCCUUCCAGAUACCGCCGUGUACAAUUCUCUUCUAAAUGGGAUGUUCAAGGCGAGGAAAGUUACAGAAGCUUGCCAGUUGUUUGAGAAGAUGGUUCUGGAUGGAGUGAGGGCCUCACCCUCAACAUACAACAUUUUGAUUGAUGGGUUGUGUAAGAAUGGUAGGGCUGAGGCUGGUUAUAGUUUAUUUUGUGACCUAAAGAAGAAGGGCAAGUUUGUGGAUGCAAUUACUUACAGCAUUGUUGUGCUCAUGCUUUGUAGGGAAGGUCAACUUGAGGAAGCACUACGCUUGGUGGAAGAAAUGGAAGAGAAAGGCUUUGCUGUUGACUUAGUCACCAUAACAUCACUAUUGAUUGAAUUUCAUAAACAGGGAAGGUGGGAUUGGACAGAGAAGUUAAUGAAGCACAUAAGGGAUGGUCAUCUACUACCAAAAGUUCUCAGCUGGCAGGCAGAUAUGGAAUAUUCAUUGAGAAAUCAACAAAGCAGAAAAAAGGACUACACGCCCAUGUUCUCAUCUAAUGGCAACCCAAGUGAGAUUAUGAGUUUAUUAAGGUACCCUCACUUAAAGCAUCAUGGUUCAGAUGAUAACGUGGCAGAGGAUGAGAACAAUUCGUCGGUUGACACCGAUCAAUGGUCAUCAUCCCCAUAUUUGGAUCAUUUGGCCAAUCAAGUGAAGUCCUCUGAUAAUUAUUCUCAGCUAUUUUCACUGGCUAGAGGUCAAAGAGUCCAAGGGAAGGGAAUGAACUCUUUUGAUAUUGAUAUGGUUAAUACUUUUUUGUCUAUAUAUUUAGCAAAGGGUAAGCUGAGCUUGGCCUGCAAGUUGUUUGAAAUAUUCAGGGAUAUGAGUGUGAACCCUGUAAGUUAUACAUACAAUUCUAUCAUGAGCUCUUUUGUCAAGAAAGGCUAUUUCAAUGAGGCAUGGAAUGUUCUUAAUGAAAUGGGUGAAGGGGUUUGCCCAGCAGAUGUAGCAACGUACAAUUUGAUAAUUCAAGGGCUGGGGAAGAUGGGAAGGGCAGAUCUAGCGAGCUCUGUUCUAGAUAAACUAAUGAAGCAAGGGGGCUACCUUGACAUAGUCAUGUACAACACCCUGAUUAAUGCAUUGGGAAAGGCUGGCAGAAUUGAUGAAGCUAAACUGUUUUUUCAACAGAUGAAAAGCAGUGGAAUAAAUCCUGAUGUGGUCACUUACAAUAUUCUGAUUGAAAUUCAUAGCAAGGCAGGUCAUCUAAAAGAUGCAUACAAGUACUUGAAAAUGAUGUUAGAUGCAGGCUGCUUGCCCAAUCAUGUAACUGACACAACUUUGGACUUCUUGGCAAAGGAGAUUGAGAAACAAAGAUACCAAAAGGCAUAUAUUUUGCGGAAAAAGGAUGAUCCCUCUUGAGGUGUCUUUUCUUAUUAGUUUGGUUGAAGAACUUAUCAGGUAGUGAAUCAAGAGAAUUUUCCUCUCAGAACUGGCCCUAAAUUUUAACAAAGAAUGGGUAGUAUCAGGUGCCAUCUUGAGCUAUAUACUUUGCAGAAGAAUUCAACGUUUCCAGAAGAAUGCAAAAUAGGAGAAAUUGGAAUACCAGAUCAAAAGUGAUGGCUGCUUGUACGCAGAUCAGCUAAAAGACCUGAUCGUGUCAUCCCAUGGUUUCACUGCAAAUUUUGGAUGCAUGGAUUGCUUACACAUAAUAUGCCUUGAUUGCUUGCUUUGCGCAUAAAGGAAGAUCUGCUAUUUUGCAAAGGCCAUCAUACUCUUGAAGUACAGGUACUCAACAAUCGACUUAUUAUGCCCUUGUCUGUUAGUGAUAAAAAUGUAUAAUACUGCUAAAAAAUUAUGAGAGGCUGAAGCUAAAUUUCUGUGUUAAGAAAGGUUUACGUUAGGUAGAGACGACUACCUGAUUCAUCUAAGCUUUGGACAUUUCGUCUUCAUGAAGAUUUUGCUAUGAGUAUGUUGUUUUAUUUUCUUAACUGUGAAGGAUAGUUAGUUAGCCAUGGGAUGGGAUUCUUGGCAUGUCCAAUCCAAGAAUUAAUGUAUAUUUUAUGUUGGGAAACAUAAAGCUGCUGUUCAACCAAAUGAGUUCAUAUGUUUUGAACUUAUUUUGGAUUUGAAAGUCAUCAAAUAUCAAGUUAAAAUAAAACGAGAAAGUAUAAGAAAAAUAAUCAUUCUGCAAUUAUUAUUGAUUUAUUCAAUGAAUUUCUUUCACAUGACUGAAGAAAUCCCUUUGAUACUGUUAUACAAAUUGGAUGUAAUCCAACUUUAUUUAUUCAUCAACAUUGCCUUCACUUAUUAGCCGAUCAACUUAUUAGUUGGGAGCUAAUUAUUAAUUUAACAAGCUUCUAACUUAACAACAGGAACGCCAGCGCAGUUGGCCUCAGGACAGCCACACACGUAGGUCACCCCAUUAGCCCCACAGACAGGGUCUGGACGAAAACAGUUGAUAGGACCCGCACAGUCUCCAGGACUAGGAGGGUCGAAACCUCCACACAGGUUCUGUGCUUGUACCUGCAUGCUGAACAAAGGACCCAGCAAUGCUACAACCAUCAUCAUCAUCAUACACAAUGGAGCUAUGUUUUUGAAGGUGGCCAUAGCUUAUCUUGUUAAGGCAGAAGAAAUGGUAAAUCGAUUAUAGGAAAUAUGGAUUUGUUAUAGCAGAGAGAAUGGUGUAUUGGUUAUUAGAGAGAUGGAUGUAUAUAUAGUUUAUGAGGAAUGCAGAGUCAAGGGAUAAGGAUGGGGAGUUGCUUUUAUUGACCGAGAUUGAUCCUUCUUGUCCAACAAUUAAUCUUUAUGCUCUUUCAUCUUAUAUGACGGCUAGGCUUGAUGUUUAAAAUGAUCUAAACUCCUCGUGUAACACCAAAAUACUAUAUUUACUCGUUAGAUAUUUUCUUGGCAAUAAUCGGAUAA
This is a messenger RNA of Jatropha curcas, 4335 nucleotides long. NCBI's taxonomy places the organism in Eukaryota, Viridiplantae, Streptophyta, Magnoliopsida, Malpighiales, Euphorbiaceae. The record is from RefSeq and is a predicted model, not a curated record.